UGGGCAAUAAUGUUCCCCAAACUUUCUUCCAGUAUCUCAUACAAAGACAGGCUGCCGUAAGAGGAAAAACAAUCACAGUUUACAAUUGAGCAACUUGGCAUAAUAACUGCAAAGGAUCGAUUUAGAUGUUGAGAUUUCAACUAUCCCUGCUAACCCAGAUAAUCAGAAGCUCACAGGAAAAUAGGUCACAGUAGCGGUAAGUAUAAUCCUUUACUUCGGCUGAGAGCAGAUCGAUGAGUCAGCAAACAGCAUUGCAAUCUUACGGUUUACAGUUUUCCUCCCUACUUCCCUCUUCCAGCCUGUGAUCUAACAGUUGAAAGACUAUCAGCAGCUGAAGUGCCAUCAAAAUCUUAGAUUUCUGAAAUCUUCAAAUUGCAAAACACAACGGGGAAUAUAAUUAUCUGUGAAAGUGUUAUUAAGAUAUAUAAUCUUUUUGAAGACAAAUUACUGUCUCUCACACUGCUCAUCAGACUCCCCUAUGCUUUCUCUCUCAGGUCUAAUUGUACCCAAUGGUAACAAGAUUUCUGCACAAGCCAAUCAGUUACCUUGACUGUACGUGCGGGAAGGAACUGCAGAUGCUGGUUUAAACCGAAGAUAGACACAAAAUGCAGGAGCAACUCAGUGGGUCAGGCAGCAUCUCUGGAGAGAAGCAAUGGGUGACGUUUCGCAUAUGGAUGCUGCAUGUCCCGCUGAUUUACUCCAGCAUUUUGUGUCUACCCUGACUGUAAUAUUGCCACAUUUUUGUUUGAUAAAAGCGAUUAAUUUUAGUAGCAAUAAUAUGUUUCAAUUUACAUCAUUUUGAUCAUGUGACAGGAUAACAAGCUGUAGAAUAUAAGUUUACAAGCUUGUUUUUGUCACUCUUGAUUGCAGUAUUCUAGUUUUAGUUUCAGAGAUACAGUACGGAAACAGGCCCUUCGACCCACUGAGUCCGCACCGACCAGCGAAUCCCGCACAAUAACACUAUCCUACACACAUACUAGGGACAAUGUUUACAUUUAUACCAAGCCCAUUAACCUAUAAACCUGUACGUCUUUCGAGCAUGGGAGGAACCUGAAGAUCUCUGAGAAAACCCAGGUAGGUCACAGGAAGAACGUACAAACUCCGUACAGAUUCGGAUCCACAGUCAGGUUCGAACCCGGGACCCUGGCGCUAAGUGCAUCCAGGUAGAGCUCCUGAAGGACCGUGUUGGGGAACUGGAGCAAAUGGAUGACCUCCGGUUCGUCCGAGAAACAUAGUCGUUCCUCGACAAGUCCUACAGUAAGAUUGUUACACCUAAGGUACUGGAAGAGAGAAGGUGGGAGACAGUGAGAAAGGGAGGGAAGCAUGGAAUGCCAACGUCCCCGGGUGUUGUACCUCUUGUGAACAGGUUCAUCCGCUUAGAAGCUGUUGGGACAGAAGACGUGUUUACACUGAGCGGUGGACUGGCUUGCGAUGCGAAUAGGGCUGUUGAACCAAAACCAAAAAGGCCUAAGGCAGGCAAUGCCAUUGUAGUGGGAGACUCCAUUGUGAGAGGUACGGACAGGGGUUUCUGUGGCAACAGGCGGGAUGCGAGGAUGGUGUGCUGCCUUCUAGGUGCCAGGAUCCAGGAUGUCACGGACAGAGUGCAGAAAAUCCUCAAGGGCGAAGGUGAACAUCCGGACAUAGUAGUGCAUGUCGGCACAAACGAUGUGGGAAAGAAGGGGAUGAAUAUUCUGCAGCGUGACUUUAGAGAGCUCAGAAAAAUGCUGAAAAGCAGGACCUCCAGGGUUGUUAUCUCCGGUUUGCUUCCAGUUCCUCGUGCUGGUGAGAGCAGGAACAGGGAGAUACGGGACCUGAACGUGUGGCUGAGGAACUGGUGCACGGGGCAGGGAUUUAGAUUCUUAGAUCACUGGGAUCUGUUUUGGGGUAAGGGGGAACUGUACAAAAGGGACGGAUUGCAUCUUAACAGGUGUGGGACCAGCAUUCUGGCAGGCAGGUUUGCCACUGCUACACGGGUGGUUUUAAACUGAAUAAGGGGGGUGGGGUGUCGAAUGGGAUAGUGGAGGAUGGAGUUAAAGGGAAAGGGUUUCUUAAAUGUGUGAGCGUAGAGACAGAGGGGUGUAAAAUGAGGGUAGAAGCAAUAGGUAGCAAGGUGAAAAGUAAAAGUGGCAGGCCGGCAAAUCCAGGGCAAAAAUCAAAAAGGGCCACUUUUCAGCAUAAUAGUAUAAGGGGUAAGAGUGUUGUAAAAACAAGCCUGAAGACUUUGUGUCUCAAUGCAAGGAACAUUCGUAAUAAGGUGGAUGAGUUGAAUGUGCAGAUAGCUAUUAAUGACUAUGAUAUAGUUGGGAUCACGGAGACAUGGCUCCAGGGUGACCAAGGCUGGGAGCUCAACAUCCAGGGAUAUUCAAUAUUCAGGAGGGAUAGGUGUGGAAUGAGCUUCCAGUGAAGGUGGUGGAGGCAGGUUCGUUUUUAUCAUUUAAAAAUAAAUUGGAUAGUUAUAUGGACGGGAAAGGAAUGGAGGGUUAUGGUCUGAAUGCAGGUGUAUGGGACUAGGGGAGAAUACGUGUUCGGCACGGACUAGAAGGGUCGAGAUGGCCUGUUUCCAUGCUGUAAUUGUUAUAUGGUUAUAUGGUUAUAUGGAGGUGGGGUAGCGUUGCUGGUUAGAGAGCAGAUUAACGCAAUAGAAAGGAAGGACAUUAGCUUUGAGGAUGUGGAAUCGAUAUGGGUAGAGCUGCGAAACACUAAGGGGCAGAAAACGCUAGUGGGAGUUGUGUACAGGCCACCUUACAGUAGUAGUGGAGUUGGGGAUGGCAUCAAGCAGGAAAUUAGAAAUGCGUACAACAAAGGUAAAACAGUUAUAAUGGGUGACUUCAAUCUACAUAUAGAUUGGGUGAAUCAAAUUGGCAAGGGUGCUGAGGAAGAGGAUUUCUUGGAAUGUAUGCGGGGUAGUUUUCUAAACCAACAUGUAGAGGAACCAAUGAGAGAGCAGGCUAUUCUAGACUGGGUAUUGAGUAAUGAGGAAGGGUUAGUUAGCAGUCUUGUUGUGCGUGGCCCCUUGGGCAAGAGUGACCAUAAUAUGGUUGAGUUCUUCUUUAGGAUGGAGAGUGACAUUGUUAAUUCAGAAACAAAGGUCCUGAACUUAAAGAAAGGUAACUUUGAGGGUAUGAGACGUGAAUUGGCCAAGAUAGACUGGCGAUUGAUUCUUAAUGGGUUGACGGUGGAUAUGCAAUGGAAGGCAUUUAAAGACUGCAUGGAUGAACUACAACAAUUGUUCAUCCCAGUUUGGCAAAAAAAUAAAUCAGGGAAGGUAGUGCAUCCGUGGAUAACAAGGGAAAUCAGGGAUAGUAUCAAAACAAAAGAUGAAGCGUACAAAUUAGCCAGAAAAAGCAGCCUACCAGAGGACUGGGAGAAAUUCAGAGACCAGCAGAGGAGGACAAAGGGCUUAAUUAGGAAAGGGAAAAUAGAUUAUGAAAGAAAACUGGCAGGGUACAUAAAAACUGACUGCAAAAGCUUUUAUAGAUAUGUGAAGAGAAAAAGAUUAGUUAAAACAAAUGUAGGUCCCUUGCAGUCAGAAACGGGUGAAUUGAUCAUGGGGAACAAGGACAUGGCAGACCAAUUGAAUAACUACUUUGGUUCUGUCUUCACUAAGGAAGACAUAAUCUGCCGGAAAUAGCAGGGGACCAGGGGUCAAAUGAGAUGGAGGAACUGAGUGAAAUCCAGGUUAGCCGGGAAGUGGUGUUAGGUAAAUUGAAUGUAUUAAAGGCCGAUAAAUCCCCAGGGCCAGAUAGGCUGCAUCCCAUAGUACUUAAGGAAGUAGCCCCAGAAAUAGUGGAUGCAUUAGUGAUAAUUUUUCAAAACUCUUUAGAUUCUGGAGUAGUUCCUGAGGAUUGGACGGUAGCUAAUGUAACACCACUUUUUAAAAAGGGAGGGAGAGAGAAAACGGGGAAUUACAGACCAGUUAGUCUAACGUCGGUAGUGGGGAAACUGCUAGAAUCAGUUAUUAAAGAUGGGAUAGCAGCACAUUUGGAAAGUGGUGAAAUCAUUGGACAAAGUCAGCAUGGAUUUAUGAAGGGUAAAUCAUGUCUGACGAAUCUUAUAGAAUUUUUUGAGGAUGUAACUAGUAAAGUGGAUAAGGGAGAACCAGUGGAUGUGUUAUAUCUGGACUUUCAGAAGGCUUUCGACAAGGUCCCACAUAAGAGAUUAGUAUACAAACUUAAAGCACACGGUAUUGGGGGUUCAGUAUUGAUGUGGAUAGAGAACUGGCUGGCAGACAGGAAGCAAAGAGUAGGAGUAAACGGUUCCUUUUCACAAUGGCAGGCAGUGACUAGUGGGGUACCGCAAUGCUCAGUUCUGGGACCCCAGCUAUUUACGGUAUAUAUUAAUGAUUUGGACGAGGGAAUUGAAUGCAACAUCUCCUAGUUUGCGGAUGACACGAAGCUGGGGGGCAGUGUUAGCUGUGAGGAGGAUGCUAGGAGGCUGCAAGGUGACUUGGAUAGGCUGGGUGAGUGGGCAAAUGCAUGGCAGAUGCAGUAUAAUGUGGAUAAAUGUGAGGUUAUCCACUUUGGUGGCAAAAACAGGAAAGUAGAUUAUUAUCUGACUGGUGGCCGAUUAGGAAAGGGGGAGAUGCAACGAGACCUGGGUGUCAUGGUACACCAGUCAUUAAAAGUAGGCAUGCAGGUGCAGCAGGCAGUGAAGAAGGCAAAUGGUAUGUUAGCAUUCAUAGCAAAAGGAUUUGUGUAUAUAAGCAGGGAGGUUCUACUGCAGUUGUACAGGGUCUUGGUGAGACCACACCUGGAGUAUUGCGUAUAGUUUUGGUCUCCUAAUCAGAGGAAAGACAUUCUUGCCAUAGAGGGAGUGCAGAGAAGGUUCACCAGACUGAUUCCUGGGAUGUCAGGACUUUCAUAUGAAGAAAGACUGGAUAGACUCGGUUUGUACUCGCUAGAAUUUAGAAGAUUGAGGGGGGGGAUCUUAUAGAAACGUACAAAAUUCUUAAGGGGUUGGACAGGCUAGAUACAGGAAGAUUGUUCCCGAUGUUGGGGAAGUCCAGAACAAGGGGUCACAGUUUAAGGAUAAGGGGGAAAUCUUUUAGGACCGAGAUGAGGAAAACAUUUUCACACAGAGAGUGGUGAAUUCUCUGCCACAGAAGGUAGUUGAUGCCAGUUCAUUGGCUAUAUUUAAGAGGGAGUUAGAUGUGGCCCUUGUGGCUAAAGGGAUCAGGGGGUAUGGAGAGAAGGCAGGCACAGGAUACUGAGUUGGAUGAUCAGCCAUGAUCAUAUUGAAUGGCGGUGCAGGCUCGAAGGGCCCAAUGGCCUACUCCUGCACCUAUUUUCUAUGUUUCUAUGUUUAUAUGUUACUCUUCCUGACAUAGAGACUGAAUAGACAAAUUGUCCAAUACAUAGAAAAAGUCUUGGAUUAAGACUUCAGAAGAAGGGUUUCCUUCGCUCCAUGGAUGCUGCCUCACCCGCUGAGUUUCUCCAGCAUUUUUGUCUCCCUUUGAUUUUCCAGCAUCUGCAGUUCCUUCAUAAACAUUUGGAGUAAGCUCUGAUAGGUUCCACCACAAUCAUAACCAUUGCCAAAAAUCAGCUAACUACUCCCCACAUCACUUGUGACUGAGUAAAAGCCACAUAACAUAGAAACAGGCCUUUCAGUCCACGUUGUCCAUGCCAAUCAUUAAACACCCAUUUACAGUGCUCCUUCACUGAUCCCAUUUUAUUCUCUCCACAUUUCUAUCAACUCCUUUUCAGAUUCUACUAAUCACCUUAACACGAGAGACAAUGCAACAGCGAAUUAAAACUACUUGCAUAUCUUUGGGAGUUAGAGGAAACUGGAGCAGAGGGAAAGUAUGCAGUCACAGGGCGUGUUAACUCCAUACUCUCUUACAGCCUCUGCGUCCUCAGUACCCAUGUUCCUCUUCACUAAAGGGCUCAAGUAUGUGAAAGGGAGCAUUUGGUAUGUGGAACUGGGAUCCUGGUGAGUGAUUAUGCCAGAUUACUGUAGGAAUUAAUAUUUAGUUUAGUUUAGGUUAGUUUAGAGAUACAGCGCGGAAACAGGCUGUUCGACCCACCGAGUCCGAAUCGACCAGCGAACCGCGCACAAUAACAUCACCCUACAUACACUAGGGACAAUAUUUUACAUAUAUCCCAAACCAAUUCUUGCUAUUGAGGGAGUGCAGUGUAGGUUUCCAAGGUUAAUUCCCGGGAUGGCAGGACUGUCAUGUGCUGCGAAAAUGGAGCGGCUGGGCUUGGAUAUGCUAGAGUUCAGAAGGAUGAGAGGGGAUCUUAUUGAAACAUAUGUUAUUAAGGGUUUGGACACGCUAGAGGCAGGAAACAUGUUCCCGAUGUUGGGGGUGUCCAGAACCAGGGGUCACAAUUUAAGAAUAAGGGGUAAACCAUUUAGAACUGAGACGAGGAAACACUUUUUCAUACAGAGAGUUGUGAGUCUGUGGAAUUCUCUGCCUCAGAGGGCGGUGGAGGCCGGUUCUCUGGAUACUUUCAAGAGAGAGCUAGAUAGAAGCAGAAUUUAGGCCAUUCGGCCCAUUGUCUACUCCAUUCAAUCACGUCUAGAGAGCUCUCUUAAAGAUAGCGGAGUCAGGGGAUAUGGGGAGAAGGCAGGAACGGGGUACUGAUUGUGGAUGAUCGCCAUGAUCACAUUGAAUGGCGGUGCUGGCUUGAAGUGCCAAAUGGCCUACUCCUGCACCUAUUGUCUAUUGUCUAUAACCUACAAACCUGUACCUCUUUGGAGUGCAGGAGGAAACCAAAGAUAUCAGUGAAAAACAACGCAGGUCAUGGGUAGAAUGUACAAACUCUGUACAGACAAGCACCUGUAGUCAGGAUCGAACUCGGGUCUCUGCUGCUGGAAGGCAGCAACUCUACUGCUGUGCCACCAUACCACCCCUUUAAAGUAUGAAUAAUGUGUGGCACAUAUCUGCCCUUGCAGUGGAGCCAAGGCAAAUAUGUAUUAAAAAAGAAGAUUAAAAAUAUGCAGUACAUCAGGUGGAUCUCACUACAGCACAGGAGGACAGGAUUGAACCUGGGUCACCCGAGCGGCUCUAUCAACUGCAUCACUCUGCCACCUGCUUAUUAUCCAAUCUCACGGAUUAAAACUGAUCAAAUGUCAGAAGACAACACAGUAGAUUGCUGCUGCCAUCUAACAAGUUCCGACUCAGUAUGCAUUAACACCUUCAGGAAAAGUCAAUAAGAGCAAAUUUGAAAGGACAAGUGAUGACCUUUUUUAUACUUUGUAGCAGUAACACUAUAUUCUGCACCCUGUUUCCUUUCUCUUUCUUGCACUGCCUGCUGUACUCAUGGAUGUUAUGAUUGCACUCAUGUUUGCUAUGAUCUGCCUGGAGAGCACACUAAAAGCUUGGUAUCUUGGUAUUCGUGAUGAUCAUAAACCAAUUCCAAUAGCCUGGUGGUCGAUGGAGUUCCAUCCAGUCCAUGAUAAUCUAAUCCCAAGGAAAUUAUCCCAGAUAAUCUAUCCUUCCAAUUCUUCUGAGUCUAUGGGUUGAUAGUAUAAUAAUUCAGACAUUGGACAGUACACUGAAAAUUUUUUUUCCCUCUCUCAUUUAUUAUA
This is a messenger RNA of Leucoraja erinaceus (little skate), 7530 nucleotides long. RefSeq lists its product as uncharacterized. Gene Ontology annotation, molecular function: catalytic activity. Bases 2579 to 3631 code for a protein of 350 amino acids. The record is from RefSeq and is a predicted model, not a curated record. Lineage: Eukaryota; Metazoa; Chordata; Chondrichthyes; Rajiformes; Rajidae. The transcript has 2 exons.